Tachysurus fulvidraco (yellow catfish) is the source of this 7008-nucleotide messenger RNA. RefSeq names its product lemur tyrosine kinase 2 (gene lmtk2). NCBI's taxonomy places the organism in Eukaryota, Metazoa, Chordata, Actinopteri, Siluriformes, Bagridae. Gene Ontology annotation, molecular function: ATP binding; protein kinase activity. The transcript is spliced from 14 exons. Bases 471 to 4919 code for a protein of 1482 amino acids. Gene Ontology annotation, biological process: protein phosphorylation. The record is from RefSeq and is a predicted model, not a curated record.
ACACGGUUACACGUGACGUAUCCAGGGCGAACAUGGCGCUGGAAAGAGGAGGUGAUGCUGUACCGUGUCAACUAACCAUACGCUCUUCAUUUUCUUUUCGUCCGAUAACCGUUUAAAUUUUAUGAAACCAAAGUGCAGAAAUUAUGAUUCCUCGAGGGAUAUAACGAGCCUUUAUGGUGUUUUAAACAAUGAAGGACGACAGCGAGUAAAAAAACCAAAACCCCGCUGUGUACCGGUAACUAGCGUCAGCUCGGGUAGCACCGCUUAGCUGCACUGUUGAUGGUCAGGCUAAUGCUAAUGCUAAUAGCUAGCUAUGCUAAAUGUUUGGGUUCUAUUACUACGAGACGAAUGUAGACAGAACCGUAGUAGUAGGUAGUUUUACACACAAAUGACUCUUUUGUAUUAUUUACUUUGACAUUAGUGUGUCCUAGACGUUUAGAGGAGACUAGUGAGCUAGCCGAGCUGGGACCAUGGCUAGCCUCCGUGUGUGGAUGUUGUUACUCGGAGCGGCGCUUCUGGAGCUCGGGCAGCUGUACGAAGGCGCGCCUCUUCCGGGUGAGGCACAAUCAGGGGAUUUUCCAGAUGAACAGAAUUUCCCUCUGAAUCUUUUGCUGGUUGUGUCUGUGUCUGUCCUGGUGGCUACUGUGGUGGUGCUAUUCAACUGCGUAACCUGCUGCAAAGAACGAGAGAUCAACUUUAAGGAGUUUGAAGACAACUUUGAGGAUGAGAUUGACUUUACCCCUCCAGCAGAAGACACCCCAUCCAUGCAGUCUCCAGCUGAGGUGUACACACUGGCUGUGCCACAGGUGCCCAUGCCUGGACCUCCACACCUCCAGCUGCCCCGGAUAGCAGACGCCUCGACAGGCCCACAUGUAGCGCGACACACUCUAAGUUACAUUCAGGAGAUUGGGAGCGGCUGGUUUGGCAAGGUUUUGCUCAGUGACAUCUACUCAGACCCCAGCAUAACCAGAGUGGUGGUCAAAGAACUGAAGGCCAAUGCCAGCUCCAAAGAACAGAAUGACUUCCUUCAGCAGGGAGAUCCAUACAGGGUUCUCCGGCACCCAAAUAUAUUGCAUUGCCUUGGGCAGUGUGUUGAGGCGAUUCCUUUCCUGCUUGUCUUUGAGUACACUGACCUGGGAGAUCUGAGAAGCUACGUUACUCAGCACGAAUGGCUGUACAGGAAUGGAGAGCUGCUGCAGCUGCAGAAGAUGGCCUGUGAGAUUGCUGCUGGACUUACUCACAUGCACAAGCACAACUUCCUGCACAGUGAUUUGGCCUUGAGGAACUGUUAUCUUACAACAGACAUGACUGUCAAAAUAGGAGAUUAUGGCAUUGGCUCCUCAAGAUUUAAAGAGGACUACAUCACCACAGAGGAGGACCAGUGUGUAGCUUUGCGUUGGCUCGCACCGGAGCUCGUAGGUGAAUUGCACGGAGGUGUGAUAACAUCCGAACAAACUAAGCCUGGUAACGUUUGGGCUUUGGGUGUGACCUUAUGGGAACUGUUUGAGAGGGGAACACAUCCUUAUACACAUCUGUCAGAUAAAGAGGUACUUCACCAUGUCAUCCGAGAUCAACAGAUCAAACUCCUAAAGCCUCACCUCGAUCUACCUUACUCAGAAAGAUGGUACGAGGUACUGCAGUUUUGCUGGCUUCCUGCAGACAAAAGGGCCACAGCUGAGGAGAUUCACCGGCUGCUCACCUACCUCCGGAUGCAGGGGCAAAAAGAAAUCGAAGACGACUUUGAGCAACGUUGGAGCUCUCUGAAGCCUAAUCCUACCGCCCGGCAGACUACUGUCAGCCAUUCAUCCUUCCCCAUAUUAGAGCAGUUUGACGAUGGCCGAGAACCGGAUGAGUUACUCACUGUGACGGAGACGAGUCAUGGUCUAAGUUUUGAGUAUGUAUGGGAAGCUGCAAGACUUGACCACUAUGACAGCCACACUCGGUCUUCCAUGGAAACAACUCUCAACUAUCACAGCAUGUUCUUUCCAGUGCCACAGCAAGACAUCCAGGCUCACUUUCCCGAGACUAAACCAGAGGCCGAAAGAGUCCCAGGGACCUUGCCAGUGUUUGAUGCAAGAGAGGGACACUCUGGGAACGAGUACUACAUUCAGUUAGAGGAGCAAGAUGAAAGUGUCCUUGGAGUCAUGGAUAGUCAGAGUGCUGAGGGAGCAACUGCUUCAAACAAGGAGCAAUACUUCAUCUUGCAGGACGUCAAGUUAGACGAGUCUAGCACAGAUGCAGAUUUCUUUCAUCAGAGCAUAGACUCUAAAGACUCGUUUCUUCAAGACAGCCAUAUAUGGUCCUCAAGUGAACAUGAGAGUCCUUACCAAGCAGACAUUUUCAGCGAGAAAGAUUCAAAAUCAGAGGAACCUCAUUCUUUCAGAAGUGGUUUCAUGGAGCUUCCUGAGAUUCAGACUUUUCAUGGAGACACCAAGGGCACAAUGGAAAAUGAAAGUCUGAGCACUUCUUUCUUUGGUAUAGAAAAAGAAGCUGUUCAUUCAAGAGACUUUGAUGGAGGGAAUGCAGAUGUAAUAAAGCUUCUAAACACAGAGAAACUGGUUGACAACUUUGUAUUCCUAAAAGAAAACAGCCUAAUUAAAGAGAGCUCUGUACUUCCAGAGUCCAGAGACAUACAGGCAACAGAUGUAGCGCUAAGCCUGUUUGAUGAUGUUGAUGCUGCAAAUAAUUUGAAUGGUACUGGUGACUCCUCAGAACCUGUAGUAACGUCUGCACAGCUUAGGGAGGAAUUCUUGGACUUGGUAAAUCCAAUUUUAAGAGAUUUCCUAUCACCUUUAAAAGAAAGUGAAACACUGGUGCCUUCAGAUAUAUUCUCAUCGGAAGAAACCUGUAGCAACCAGAUGCCAGAAAUCACUGGCUCUUCAAAUAAGGAAACUGAUCAAUUAGAUGGCUGGAUUUAUUCUGAGUCUACCUCUGAGAGCGCCAAGAUCGCUGUUUUAAAUCCGACCAAUAGUCAUCAGUUUAAUGAUGAAUUUGCCACCACAGACAAUUUGUGCACAAAUGCCAAUACCUCUGGCCUUGAAGAAUGCCUCACUGUCUCUGAGGAGAACAGCCAGGACAAAGCAAUUGUAGUAGAGUGUUCUAAUCAGAAGAGCCAGCUCUCUUCUCCUGUAGAUGAAUCUUCAAUAGUAGAUAGUGGUAUAACUGAAGGCUUAACAAGUAGUGACUCCUUCAGUGAAAUUCUUUCAGAUGGGGAUGUUCUCAGCAAAAUCGAAGAGGCUCCAUUACAAGAAGCUCAGGAAGAAUGUUUUGUGGACAACCAUGUUUCUCAGGAUACAUCCUCACCAUUGAUCUUAGACUCUUGUUUGGACCAGAUCAGCCAGGACAGCCUUCUGGAGGACAGCAUUUCAUUUACUUUACCAGUUCUUGGGAAUUCAGCAGAAACCCCUGAUUCGUUAGAGAGGUUAGAGAUGCAUAGAGAGUUGGGGCAUGGGAAAACUCUGGAUCAUUUCAAUCAUAAGCUCCAACCACCUUACAGACCUGCAGACAGUGGAUAUGAAACAGAGAACAUUGAAUCACCCGAGUGGAAUUCUCAACCAAGCACAGACGAUGUCUCAGAGGAAAAUGUAAAUACUGCUAAAGAAGUGCAUGCUGCUGCCACGCUGACUCCUCCAGAAAUAAUAGUGUCUGAAGUGGACAGUGUACCUGAUGUUCAGGAAAAUGGAGAUGGUCUGCACCAAGAAAUUGGUGAUGCACCUGUUGGUGGAAGCUACAGAGACUCUGCUUACUUCUCUGACAAUGAAGAACUGGAUAAGAAGAGCGACGAUGUCAGCGGUGGAACUCGUGUUGAUGCAUCUCCUUGGGUUGGGAACGAUCAUAUGAGUGCGUCAACAGAAAGGCAUUCAUCUCUCCCAGAAACUGUAGCAUCUGAUGAUCAGCAAAUACAUGUUGGUCCUAAAAUCGAUGCUGGCGUAAAGGCGUCCAGACAGAACGUCUUGAGUCAAGAAGACGACUCGGAUGAAGAAAAGCCAGCAUCUGAUCUAACUCGGAAAGAAGAGCGGUUGGAAUCCUUCUCUGAACUCUUAACAUAUCCACCUCAUUCCAGUUUUAAACCUGAAGCUCAUGAAGACACAUUCUCUACCUCAGUAACGCCUUCAGCCGAAAAUGUAGUCCAUGCAAAACUGGUGAGGACCUAUGGGGAAGGCCCAAAGAAAAAGGAGCCUGAUAUGGAAGGAAGAUUCCUUGGAAAGCUAGAAGGAGCUACGGUGACUGGAGGUUCAGAAGACGGCAUGGAGGCUGAUGAGGAGGAUGAGAACAGUGAUGAUUCAGACGAUGACAUGCGUGCAUACAGACUGCACAGCUCCAGCUCGGAGAGCGAGGAUGACGUCGAGCAUCCUGUUCCUGUAAUAGUGUCCGACAACAGCAACGCCUGCAACCUCAAGAGCUUGUUAAAACCUAAAUCGCUCCAGAUGGAUAAAUCCACAACAGCAUCGAAUAUUAACACAGAAAACAGAAGAGCAGUGUCCUUCUUUGAUGAUGUCACCGUUUACCUCUUUGACCAGGAAACCCCAACAAAGGAGCUUGGAGAGCAUAUCUCAGGCUCCAACAGCCAGGUGUCUGAGUUUAGCAGCCCGUCGGCCUCCUCCAGUUACCUAAACAGAUUUCCCAACUCAGAAAGCUCCACAGAUGAAGAAGGUGGUGCAUUCGAGUGGGACGAUGACUUCUCUCCAGACCCCUCCUUUCUAGCUAAGUCAGGAAGUGAUCAGACUUCAAACAAGGCCACGACAGCAUACUUCUCCCCUCCCCCUGCAAGCCGCUCCUCAGAGCAGAGCUGGAGCAGCUCCACCACGUACUCCCGCUUCUCCAUCUCUCCAGCAAACAUCGCCAGCUUCUCCCUCACCCACCUCACAGACUCGGACAUCGAACAAGGAGGAAGCAGUGAAGAUGGAGAGAAAGACUGAUGACUUGUUUGUAUGCAGUAUUUGGGCUAAAGGACACAUUUUGUAAGUGUUAAUGAGAAUUUAGACACUUGCCUUGAAGGCUGUGAUGAGCUUCUCAGGCAACGUUACUGAAGAAAAACUGCACAAUCACAGAGUAAAUCACUGGCAUCGACAUCCUCUAUUUUUGUUCUCUUCUUACACUUCAGGAGAUUAAGCAUUAUUGUCUUUGACCCCUGAUAGUGAUCUCCAUGCACCGCCUGAGUCUGUGGAAGUAAAGGAACCUAUCAUGCUCGACAUGCUUUAAGUCUUUAAAGCGCUUCCUGAAUCAUUUCUCUGUUCUCUCUCUCUCUCUGUGUGGAUAUUUCAUAUAAGUUUUGUUGACAUUUCCACUGGACGGCUGAGCCGAUCUUUUCACAGAUCACGGCCAAUAGGCUCCUGCACCGUUGUGCAAACUUUCUCUUACGGUACUUGGCUUUUAGAUCGAAAACACUACAUUUUAUGUGCUGAACGUGUCAUAAUUAUCUGUUGUUAAGAACUAGCUUUUGAAAUAAGAGCAGCACUCACAGCUAAAGAUAUUUUUGCACAAAGUUUUGACUGUACAUUUUCUAAUGGUGGCCUACAAUUUAUUGUAUCUUAAGCAGAAACCUGUCGACUUUGUCGUGUGAUGAGAAACAUGGUGGGAUGAUUACUGAAAUUAAGUUAACAUUACAAAAUUUUCUAAAAGGACAGAGGUAUGUAGUGUGUCCGUUUGGCUAAAUGCUCAUCGUGGCUGUUUGUGUCAGGAUUUUACUAUUAGUCCAGUGCUAGGAACAUCCAUAUCCAUACAUACAGGGAGGUAAGGUGCAUCAUUUUCCCCUGAAGAGUCUUCUAAAACACACACACUUGUCAAACUGGGCAGUAUCUCACACUAACAGCAUGUUGAUUAUUAUUCAUUUGAAUAUUUUUUAAUAUUUAAUUAAAUUUUUUUUUAAUGCAAAAGUCACAAGAGGAAAAAAAAAUAAUAUUUCAAAAGUAUUUGAGGAUCAUGCGGUCUGCAGAUGUAUUAAAUAUGAGGAAAAAGAGAGAACUUUGAAACUCGGACAGUUUUAUCAUUUCCUUCAUUUUUUUAUGCAAACGAACCAAACUUUUUCAAGAUGGUGGAAAUCCGCUGAGCAGCUAACUUGUAUUUUUUUUUCCCCUGUAGGUUUAGAUUGUAUGAUGUAUUUAAUCAUGUCACUGUCUGAGUUUUCAUCCAUCAUGCCUUCACCUAGAAUGUAAUAUAAUUAUGAAACACUUUCAUGAGAAACUUCCAGAAAUAUUAAGAACACUUUAAUGAUUGGUAUUUAAGAACUUCCGAUAGUUAUACAUAUAUUUUACUAAAUGCCCUGGUGUUACACUACAGAGAGGCUGACGAACAGAUGUUAAACGUUUCAUACUGUAUUUUCCUUACGUAUUAUUACUACAUUUAAAAUCGGUUAAAUCAGCCAAAUAUUCUUUAGUAAAGAAUUUCCCUUCAUUUGGUAUGUGCAUGGUUUUGAACUCGUUUAAAUAAGCUACGGAAUCGAACCGAAUUGUUGAAGUGUAUGAACGUUUUUGUUGUUUAUGGAAUCAUGAAAAGAAAGACACGAGGGAGUAUGCAGAAGAUAAUUACUUUUGUAAUUCAGUAAAGUAAGCUGUGUGUUUCAGAACGAUGUACGUAUUACCAGCACUCUUUUAGUUGAUCUUGAAAUUUUAUUUAAGGAAAUCUGUUGGUUUUAUUUUGCAGUAUAUACAUUUGCUUAAUCUUGCACAUCUUGAAAGUGUAACUUAAUGUUGAGCUGUACGGAUGUAUAUAAAUGUUAUUUCUGUCUGUAAAUCGGGAAUGAUUGAUGUACUAGGGGUAAGAUAACAUUUUGUAAUUUAAAGCUAAAGUGCGACAUAUCACAGUCUAAAACAUGAUCAAAAAUGGUUUCAUUUGAAGUAAGUAAAAAAAAAUGGAGAAAAUGCAGGUCAUGUCCUUAUACUUGUAAAUUUUAAAAAUGUGGAUAUUUUUACUUCAUAUUGAUGAUCAUGCUUAAUGUAAUUGAAUGAACUGUUUAUAAAUAAUUACACUGUUUAUUAUGGAAAUAAAUUAAAAAUGACCUUGACUUCA